Messenger RNA from Aphanomyces invadans, 3811 nucleotides. RefSeq lists its product as hypothetical. NCBI's taxonomy places the organism in Eukaryota, Oomycota, Saprolegniomycetes, Saprolegniales, Verrucalvaceae. Gene Ontology annotation, cellular component: gamma-tubulin small complex; equatorial microtubule organizing center; spindle pole. Gene Ontology annotation, molecular function: gamma-tubulin binding; microtubule minus-end binding. The transcript is spliced from 4 exons. Gene Ontology annotation, biological process: microtubule nucleation; cytoplasmic microtubule organization; spindle assembly. The record is from RefSeq and is a predicted model, not a curated record. The coding region runs from base 53 to 3643 and encodes 1196 amino acids.
AGUCUCGCAGCGCCAGACUGCGAGACGGACGGGCCGGACUCGUUGCACCGCGAUGGAUCCGCAAGAACCGGCGGCGCCGAAGCCAAAGCUGAAGCCCAGAAUCAACCUGAACGUGUCACAACUUCCCCCUAGGCGAUUUACGGCUGCUACUGCGGCAAGAAACAGCAGUAGCAACAGCAAUGCGGAGUCUCAAUCGGCGAUGACGGCGACAGGUGCCCCCGUACCUGCACCUGACGCUCCGUUUCAGACCCCCUUGCGAACUCAAUCCGCUACCGACGUGAGAUCAACAAUUAUUCGCAGCUCGCACUUCAAGACUCCACCACCUGCACCAAGCGAGCAACGUGUUGCUUCUGUGUACAACACAACGGAUACGUCGCCAUCGGCUGCCCAGUUCAACACUACUCCAUUCCGGUCCGUUUCAUCCAAGUACGGCCUUAUUGAUCCGUUGACACCGAGCAGUCGAUUGACGCUUGAUACGGUGGUGGCGCAAGGGCGUAGCCAGGAAACGUUCUACCCAUCGGCAGAAUUAAUGCCCUCCACCAUUCGACCCGACGAGCCAUUGAGUCCAAAUUCCGCCCUGCUUAGUACGUUGGAUGCAGUGAGUCAACUUUCCAUCGGAUCAUCCAAGAACUCGACACACUUUGAGAACCCUCCUGCACGAACGACAUACACCCCCCCGGCUUCACUGAAUAUGAGCAGCAGUUCCAGCUCGUUCAUAAAGCAGCGCACGACAACAUUCACGACAACCCAAGUUAGCAUCGCAUCGUCCAACCACCCGACGCACGUGCUACGUUUGGGUACGGGGGAAAACGGAAACGGCGGGGACAUUAUGUACUUGUCGACUCGGAUUCGCAUUCGCGCCGGCAACAUCCAUUGCUUGCGUUGUCGGACAACCGUCAACUCUGGGACCGGCCAACACAUGUCCACAGUGGACGCAAGCGGCAGCGGGUUUGACCCUGAUGAAAUCUUUGUCCUCGUGAACGUCACACUGCGCAGCGACGAAGGACGCGUCAAGUACUCCGACACAGUCGCGAUCUACUGCAUCUCAGGGGCAUCCAAGGGUCGAUUCCUGUCCGUGGAUGGGUCUCGGGGUGUUACGACCAAAAAGGGUCCCAUCAUGUCGAACGCGGAAAAGUGGCGACUUGGCGAGCGGGACGACUUUAAGCACAGUCACCUGUCGCACUUUGGAGACACAUCUGGAGGCCUGGACGAGUCACUGGCGACGCUGGCGCCGGCCGUGCGGAAUGCACAGCGGACGCUGCAGUCUGGGGACCGCGUGUGUCUAAAAGCGUACGCGGGGUCGUAUUUAUUGUGUGCGGACAAAGGCGUCGUGGGGCUCCGAGAAAUCGGGAACGAGCACUCGACCACGUUUGAAUGGGAGAUUACAAAGGCCAGUAUUCCUUACAACCCGCCUUGGAAUCGUGACCGCGCCUUCUUGACCGGUGCGUUUGUCCUGGAGCCGACCGACGACGUCGCGGAACCGGUCCAGUCGUUGCAGCAACUGCCGUUGUCGGUGCAGGAACGGUCGUUGGUCGACGACAUUUUGUACGUUUUGCUCGGGAUCGAAGGCCAAUACAUCAAGAAGCAAGACAUCAAGCGGCCAGCCGUCGCCCACUACAACAUUCAACUGCCGACCCGCGUGUACAGGGAUUUGUCGGUUGAAAUGUACGAGCACCUGCACUUUGUUGUCGAUCCUGCGUUGACCGACCCGUCUCUGGCGUCGUUGGCGCGAAAGAUUGUGCUGCUGGGCGAGUUCUAUAUCCACGUCACACAUUACGUUGAGACCCACACGCGAUACGAGUACGGUCAAGUGUGCCAUGCCUUUUGUGCAGCUCUGAAGGUGCUCAUCCGGGAGUACACAGUCGUGGUGGCGCAACUCGAGCAUUUGGCGCUGCAAGGCGGCUUGACCUUGUCAAAAGUGUGGUUUUACAUCCAGCCCAGCAUGCGUGCGAUGGAAUUCCUUAGCACGUUGGUCCGGUCGUGUCUGGGCCAUCACGGCGGUGCGCUCCUCACCGUCAUCGCACAAUUGCCGACAUCUGGCGAUGCCAAAGCCACAUCUGUGUUGCACUUCCUUCUGGAGAAAGCGUCGGUGCCGUAUUUGAAGAUGCUCGAGUUAUGGAUCUACUGCGGCGACCUCCACGACCCGUACGACGAAUUUAUGGUCGCGUCGGACGAUACGCUCGUGAAAGAAGAACUCGGCGAGGACCCUUGGUCCAAAUACUGGGAGCAGCGGUACACAUUGCGAGACGCCCACGUCCCGCUGUUUCUCACGCGGUUUUCAUACAAGAUUUUGACUACUGGCAAAUACUUGAACGUGCUGAGGACGUGUGGUCGGCACGUGAAUUGCCCGUUUGCAGCUGCAAUCACGCAUGCCGAAAGUGUGCGCAAAUACGACGAACUGAUUGAGAAUGCCCACGGGUUUGCAAGUCGAAUUCUGGUCGAUAUGCUCCGGAAUGAACAGGACUUGAUGAAGCGAUUGCGGUCCAUCAAACAUUACUUCUUGAUGGACCAAGGCGACUUUUUCGUCGACUUUAUGGACUUGGCCGAAACCGAGUUGAAUCUGCGCGCCGACAAGCUCCUCGCGUCCCGAUUGGAGUCGCUUCUGCACUUGUCCCUCCAGAGUUCCACGUGCAGUUCGGAUCCGUACAAGGAUGAUCUUGUGUGCCUGCUGUCCCCGCACGACCUCAUUUCACAAAUGGAAGCGAUUCACGAACGGUCUCAAAAAGUUGGUCGUGCCCCGCUCUCGACGUCGAUCGCGUCGUCUCUCAACGACCCAGGGUACAAGGCGAUCGAUGCCUUGACAUUGGACUAUAAAGUGUCCUGGCCGUUGUCGCUCGUCAUUUCAUCUGGCGCCCUGAACAAGUACCAGAUGAUCUUCCGACACUUGUUUUUUUGCAAACACGUCGAGCGACGGCUUUGUGAUGCGUGGCGCAAUCAUCAGUCAACCAAGGAGCUGGCGCUGCGGUCGGCCUUGAUGACGUCGUAUUGCCUUCGUCAACGCAUGCUGCAUUUUCAGCAGAAUUUCGUCUACUACAUGAUGUUUGAAGUAAUUUCUCCACGAUGGCACGCGCUCGAGAACCAAUUGAUGACGGAAAUCACAACCGUUGACGACAUCCUCAAUUGUCACCGCGACUUCCUCGACCAGUGUUUGAAGGAAUGCUUGCUGACGGACCCAGACCUUCUCCGCGUCCUCACCAAACUCAUGACGGUGUGCCUGACGUUUGCCAACGGCAUUGACCGGUUCACCAAGCCAUAUCGACUGGACGAAGAAGCGAUUCGGAACGAACGCGAAGCCGAACGUGAUCGCCGCGCUGACAAGAAAGCACGUGAUGAAGCAGAUGCGAUGUUGAACCCGUCGCAGAAACUCAAGACGCGUCGAACGUUGUCGGCAGCAGCGCCUCGACGAAACUCGGGUGUCGACUUGCGCCGCGCUCGUCUCAAGGAUUUGUCGGAUGACGUGAGGCAGGCACUGACGGGCGAGUUGUCCCCGUUUGUGCGAAUGACGGCUGAACUCGAAGUCCAAUUCGACACAUUGCUGGCCGAGUUCAUGCAGCAGCUACUCCACCGCUCACACUUGCAGUACAACUCGCAUUUGUCCAACUUAUGCACCCGGUUGGAUUACAACGGGUUUUACACGCAAUAACGAUAGAGACCAACUUGAUGAAGUCGUGCCUUUUGGUGUUGGACCGGUGGGCCUCUCGUUAAUUUACACAGCAAAAAGCGCGCUGGAGCGUGUUUGCGCAAGCUCUCGUAGAGACUACCCAAAGAGCCGUGGGGCAGGAAACAUUGGGACGAGGCGAGGCAUAUCAAA